UGAGGGCACAGUUGAUUGGUGCAAGUGGUCGCGUUUGGUAGCAAAUUCAAAUGGACGGUACAUAACGGAACCAAAGUGCGGAAAGGCUUCCCGGAUUGCAUGAGUAACUUCACUGUUUGGCUGAUUGGUGUGUUUAGAAAUAUUUAUGCCGUGUUGCAGUUGCAGUGAUUUGGAUUAGACCCUUUUUUGGUGGAACAGAUGUGAAUUCAAGCAAUGCUUUCUCUAUGGGUACUAGAUACUCUAUUGGUAGAAGACCGUGAUUGUAAACAAGUGCUGACAGUCACUAAAGCACAUAACACGGUUGAACGGCUGCCACCGUGAGUGAGUUUAUCUGUUAAGUGGUGAACUAAAUCGACUAAACGUGUAUGUUUGUGGCAAGUGUGAACUACACCGUGAAGGGUACUGCCGGUUGGGAUUUCAAAAGCCUCGGAAUGCUACAAAAUCGGAGAAAGAGAAGGACGAACAGUGAGGAAGUGAUGAAGAGGACCACAUUAAGAUCAGUAUUAUUAGCAUUUUUGUGUUCCUUUCAUGUGGUGCCGCUUGUCGUAUCGUCAGAAGUUACAGCUCCAUUGACUGAUCCAAAGUUCAGUGCCCCAAUAGUAAAUGUUACGGCAGCCGUUGGACGGGAAGCAAUGCUGACAUGUGUGGUUCAUGAUCUAGGUGCAUAUAAGGUUGCGUGGUUGCGGGUUGAUACCCAAACAAUUUUGACCAUCCAGAACCACGUGAUAACCAAAAACAAACGGAUUGGGAUCACCUAUACAGAAAAGAAAACGUGGCAGCUGCGGAUACGAGAUAUUCGCGAGAGUGACAAAGGCUGGUACAUGUGUCAAAUCAACACCGACCCGAUGAAGAGCCAAAUGGGGUAUUUGGAUGUUGUAGUUCCUCCAGACAUUCUGGAUUACCCCACAAGCACUGAUAUGGUGGUUCGAGAAGGAAGCAACGUGACAUUGCGAUGUGCGGCCACUGGCUCACCAGAGCCAAUGAUCCUGUGGCGAAGAGAGAAUGGCGAAAACAUAUCAUUGCAUGACGGACAGAUUGUACAAUCCGUCGAAGGGCCAACGUUGAGCAUACCGAAAGUCAAUCGGCUGCAUAUGGGGGCCUAUCUGUGCAUAGCGUCGAAUGGUGUGCCGCCAUCCGUCAGCAAACGAGUAAUGUUGAUUGUUCACUUUGCUCCAAUGAUAUCGGUUCCGAAUCAACUUGUCGGUGCGGUGGAAGGACAGCGAAUGACACUCGAAUGUCAUUCCGAGGCGUAUCCCAAAUCUAUCAAUUACUGGACCCGUGAGAAAGGGGACAUUGUACCUCAAGGCGGAAAAUACGAACCGGUGCUGAUAGACAACGCAUACAAAGUGGUGAUGAAACUGAGCAUCAAGGUUGUGAGCCAGGCCGACUUUGGAUCGUACAGGUGUAUCGCCAAGAAUUCCCUCGGGGAAACCGAUGGUGCCAUUAAACUAUAUAAGCUUCCUAAAAGUGCAAUCAGUUCGGUGGACAUGUACGAGGGGCGAAAGAAGAAUAAGUCUCGCAAGGGUCACACGUUUUACGAAACUAAUGACGUUAUAGAAGACGGCACGGAAAGCACAAGCAGACGGAAAGAUCUGAUUGUCGGUGGAAUGAAUGAUGAAAGCUAUGGAAUAUCAAACUCGGCCGCGUCUCGACGAAGGCUGCCCUUCCUGUUCAAAACAAUGUUCUUCGUGCCGUUGAUGUUAUUUUGCUCCGCUCGGCUGCCGACAGUAUGACGCUUGUAAUGAAUAGGCUGCGAUUGGGCCAAGAAAUAGGGUCACAUUCCCAUAAGUAGUUGUUUCUUGUAAUCGAGUACGUUGAAUGAAAGAGAAUGCCUGUUUAGCUAAAUUAUAUACAAUAGACAGAAUGCAAAAAAAAACUGUUCUGUAAAUAACAUAAACCUGCAAGUGGGUAUAUCUACUUGGGAAACAAAAGCAAAAAUGAAACAUAUCGUUAGGUAAUCAGAAUGUUAAAACUUAAAAUCUAGGAUAAAAUUAUUCCAUAUGCUGAUGUUUUAUUGUACCGUGGAAUUGAAAAGAGAGCAACUUGUAUUAAGAGGCAAAUUUAUCAUGCUAUCAAAGACUUAUGGAGGCUAUAAUACUCGUAACGGUUAAGGCUUAGAUUAAGUACGGCAGGAAGAUAUUAUCCCGUACAAUGCAAAGAUGAGCGGCUUGUCAAUAUACAUGUAAAAAAUAUUCAACCAAAAUUGAUUAAUAAGAACUGUGAAGAAUA
Messenger RNA from Aedes aegypti (yellow fever mosquito), 2229 nucleotides. Its product is annotated as opioid-binding protein/cell adhesion molecule homolog. NCBI's taxonomy places the organism in Eukaryota, Metazoa, Arthropoda, Insecta, Diptera, Culicidae. The record is from RefSeq and is a predicted model, not a curated record. Bases 366 to 1733 code for a protein of 455 amino acids. Gene Ontology annotation, cellular component: neuron projection. The transcript has 11 exons.